Messenger RNA from Zea mays, 862 nucleotides. RefSeq names its product vegetative cell wall protein gp1-like. NCBI's taxonomy places the organism in Eukaryota, Viridiplantae, Streptophyta, Magnoliopsida, Poales, Poaceae. The coding region runs from base 1 to 537 and encodes 178 amino acids. The record is from RefSeq and is a predicted model, not a curated record. The transcript is spliced from 4 exons.
AUGUUCUGCGACAUUCAUUUCGGCGGCUGUUCGUUUCAGAUUAAAGAGUCGGCGCCAACCCCCUUAGUACGGAGCCACUUGCCUCCUCUCAUUCUCUCGUUGUCCCUACCCCGCUGCCUCCCUCCCCCACGCCGGCCUCCACCGCCACCUCCCUCCACAGUCGUCCUCCACCGUCGCCUCCCUCCCACGUGCCGCCCUACCCCGCCGCCUACCUCCCCCGCUCCUCUCUCCACCAUCUGCCCUCCCGCGCCGCCGUCGUGCGCGCGCGCCGCCCUCCAUCGCUGUCGUCCUCCCGCGCCGCUGCCGUGCAUGCGCACCGGCCCCAUCUCCCGCUGCGCGCGCGCCGCCGCCCUCCCCCGUAGUCCUCCCUCCACCGUUGCCCUCCACCGUUGCCCUCCACCGUCACCUCCCUCCCCCGCAGCGCCUCCCUCGUCGCCGCUCCGUCCUCGUUCGAGAGGAGGUCGUCUGACAGCGCCGACAGCACCAGCCUUACUCCACCGUCACCUUAGGUUUUGUUUCGGCGACCCAUUGGCUUAGGUUCUAGGGACAUUUGUAGAAGUAUGAAGACAAGGAAAUAAUCAAGGAGACGUGUUGACGGAUCGAAGCAACGUCUAUGUAAUUUUUCUCUUGUUUUGGUUGGAGUUUCACGAUCAGGAUUGUGUUAUGAGGAUGCUAGCCUUUUUGUUAAAUGUCAUGUUCAUGUUUGUGUUGUAAGACUACACUCUAGGUUGUUGCGUGUGCUGGUCCUUUUGUGGUCAGUUUGUAAGCCUGGUUGUACCCUCCUUGUAGGGGACGAAGCCGAAACUUUGUUUCCAUUAUCUAAAAACCCUGUGGACGAGGAAGCAAAGUAAUUAACAACCAA